UUACUUUACUUGGCUUCUUCUUUCCCUCUUAACCUCCAUUGAUGAGUUUCUUCUUCUUCUUCUUCUUCUUCUUCAAAUCUUCAAAUCUUCAAUCAACUUCAAGUCGUCUCAUCCUUCUUCUUCCUGAUCCUAUCGUUACUACCAUUAUCCAGGUACAUUGGAUUUACUCUUGUGAUCGUCAGCCCUAGUUUCAAGCCAUGGUUAUAGGACACAAGAGCAAAAACCGAAGAAGUUCUACCGUGAACGUUGAGUAUUUGUUCCGUAUUCAUGAGAUCAAGCCAUGGCCUCCGUCUCAGUCACUAAGGAACCUUCGUUCCGUUUUAAUCCAGUGGGAACAUGGUGAGCGUCAUUCAGGUGUUACCAACGCAGUUGUUCCUUCUCUAAGUGAUGGGAGAAUCGAAUUCUCAGAGUCUUUUAGGGUUUCAACAACAUUACAAAGAGAUAUGUCUGUUAAAUCUGGAGAAAUCGAUACUUUUCUCAAGAACUGUUUGGAAUUCAAUUUGUAUGAACCGCGGAGGGAUAAGAUAGUGAAGGGGCAGAUGUUAGCGACUGCCGUACUUGAUUUGGCGGAAUAUGGUGUUAUUAAAGAAGGAGUAAACAUUAGUAUUCCAAUGAAAUGUACUAGGAGCUUCAGAAAUACUCAGCCGUCUCUAUUCAUUAGUAUUCACGCAGUUGAAAAAGGGGGCUCAUCUUCUUCAGGGGAUAUCCUUGCUAAACAAGCAUCAAUGGAAAGGAAAAAUGGUGAAUCUGUUUCUGCUUUGAUGAAUGAUGAAUACGCUGAAGAAGCUGAAACUGCAUCGUCGUUCACUGAUGACGAUGUUUCCUCUCAGUCAUCUUUGGCUACAUCUUCUAUCCCUUUUGAUACUAAUUCUUUGCCUGUUUAUAGUAAGAAUGGAUCACAAAUAGGGAAGGAUGCUGUAAAAUCUGCACUAUCAUUCACAGAACUGUCGGAAAGCUUCCAGAAUGGUCAUGGUAGUUUGUCUGUUGAUUAUGAAGAUAAAGGAGAAGACCUAAGCACAACAAAUGGCGGUGUUUAUGAAAAGGACAUUACUGAAGGAGGUAAAGUUACAAUUGAUGUGCCUGAAAGAACUAAGAAAUUGAAUUUGACAAAUUCAAGUACAGACGAUGACUUGGAUUUUUCAGAAGAACCCGUUGAUGAAAUUUCAAGAGAUGAACACGAAGAGCCAUCAAAUGGUGACAGUACUACUGAGAUGAAGAGCCAUGUCAAGUCUGUUCGAUCAUCCUUGGACAUCGGUAGGAGCAAUGGUUCAGUCAGGAAUAAUAAGUUCACUGAUGCAAAAUACAGUUUAAGUAAUGACAGAAAGGAUGUUAAGACUUACUUGAAGGAAGCAAGGAACGGACCUUCUAAUGGCAAGAUCCAGCAUAUGGAAUCCAGAAUAAAGAUGCUUGAAGGAGAAUUAAAAGAAGCUGCUGUUCUUGAGGUGAGUCUUUACUCGGUUGUUGCAGAGCACGGAAGUUCCAUGAAUAAGGUCCAUGCCCCUGCUCGGCGACUUUCUAGAUACUAUUUUCAUGCUUGCAAAGAGAGUUCUCCAUCUGUGGGAGGAAGUGCUGCUAAAAGUGCUGUUUCGGGAUUGGUUGUUGUUGCUAAAGCAUGUGGAAAUGAUGUCUCGAGGUUGACAUUUUGGCUGUCAAACUCUAUAGUGUUGAGGGCAAUUGUUACUCAUGCUUUGAUCGAAAAGCGUUCACCAUUGUCUAUUCAAAGAUCUGGCUGUGAGAUUGGAAAUCAUAAGAAGCUAUCACCACGUAAAAAGAAAGAGCCUUUUCCAAGCAAUGAAAUUAGAACUUCUUUAAUAACGGAAAGCUUCGAGGACUGGGAUGACCCUCGCACAUUCAUAUCAGCGUUGGAAAAGAUCGAAUCGUGGAUAUUCUCCCGAAUCAUUGAAUCUAUUUGGUGGCAGACUCUAACACCCCAUAUGCAGCCUGCUGCUGUUAAAGUUGCAAAUACAAUUCCGGUUUCCGAUAAGAAAAAGACAUUUGGAAGGAAUUCCAAAUCAGGAGAUGAACAGCAGCAGAUUAACUUUUCAUUAGAACUCUGGAAGAAGGCUUUCAAGGAUGCUUGUGACAGGCUAUGUCCUCUCCGAGCAGGAGGCCAUGAGUGUGGCUGCUUACCUGUGCUUGGUAAACUUAUUAUGGAGCAAUGCAUAGCCAGAUUGGAUGUUGCAAUGUUCAAUGCUAUUCUCCGCGAAUCUGAUGAUGAGCUUCCAACAGAUCCUAUCUCGGACCCAAUAACUGAUACCACUGUUCUCCCUAUACCAUCGGGAAAGGCUAGCUUCGGUGCUGGUGCACAACUGAAAAAUGGGAUAGGCAACUGGUCUAGAUGGCUCAGCAAUUUGUUUGGGAUUGAUGAAGAUGAGGAGCAACUGAAGGACCAGUAUUCAGAUGAUGAAGAUGAAAAAGAUGCAUCUCUAAAACCUUUUCAUCUUCUGAAUGCACUGAGUGACCUGAUGAUGCUUCCAAAAGACAUGCUCUUAAGCAGGUCAAUCAGAAAAGAGGUAUGUCCUACAUUUGGUGCACCAUUGAUCAAAAGGGUCCUUAGCAAUUUCGUCCCUGACGAGUUUUGCCCCGAUCCAAUCCCUGAAGUUGUGUUUGAGGCUCUUGAUAACGAGGAUCCAGAAGACGAGGAGGAGAUUGGAGAGGAUUCAAUAACAAAUUUUCCGUGCUCAGCAAGUCCUAUAAUGUAUCUACCGCCUUCUUCAUCUUCCAUUGGUGGUAUUAUAGGGAUAACCGGAAGAAGCAAAUCGAUGUUACUUAGAAGUGGGUCAUCGUUGAUGAGGAAAUCGUAUACCAGUGAUGAUGAGCUCGAUGAAUUGCAUUCUCCCUUGAAUGUGAUCAUAGAUAGCCCUCGGUCUUCUCCUUCUCCUUCUCCCCUUCAUGGUAAAUCUGGCUGGGAAAUGAGGCAAGAAAAUGGCAGUUCUGGCUAUACAAGGUAUGAACUGCUGCGGGAGGUUUGGACCCUUGGCAAAUAAUAAUAAUAAUAAUAAAUUGAGUUUGUUUUUUUGGCAAUAUUAUUGUGACAUUAAUAAUUUUAUGUAGUUGUGAAAUAUGUAUAUAGUUGGCUAUCUAUCACGUAGACAAACUUAUCCAACUUUUACUGAAUGCUCAUAUUUUAUUUUAUUUUAUUUUAUUUUGUAUGUAAAACUGAUGGAUCAAUCAGCUGUUUUAGUUACCAUAUAUAUAUAUGAUAAAGAACCAUUUUGUUUGUA
Messenger RNA from Impatiens glandulifera, 3224 nucleotides. RefSeq lists its product as uncharacterized. Lineage: Eukaryota; Viridiplantae; Streptophyta; Magnoliopsida; Ericales; Balsaminaceae. Gene Ontology annotation, cellular component: nuclear pore. The record is from RefSeq and is a predicted model, not a curated record. The coding region runs from base 198 to 2987 and encodes 929 amino acids. The transcript has 9 exons.